Molecule: messenger RNA, 1173 nt
Organism: Exaiptasia diaphana
Lineage: Eukaryota; Metazoa; Cnidaria; Anthozoa; Actiniaria; Aiptasiidae
Product: dnaJ homolog subfamily B member 6-B
Exons: 1
Coding region: 110-829 (239 amino acids)
Molecular function (GO): Hsp70 protein binding
Source: RefSeq, a predicted model, not a curated record
ACGAUGAGGACACUUUGGAAGAUGACUUCGAAACUGAAAGGUGUUUGAUUUACUUUCUUGAGUACGUUCGUUCUUGUCAGUACAGAUCUUUGGCGAUAACAAUUACAAUAUGGGAGAAUACUAUGACUUAUUGGAAAUACAACAAUCCGCUACAGAAGAAGACAUCAAGAAAGCUUAUCGAAAGCAAGCACUGAAAUGGCACCCAGAUAAAAAUCCUGAAAAUCGUGAAGCGGCUGAGGCUCGCUUYAAAGAAAUUGCUGAGGCWUAUGAGGUUCUUUCAAACAAAGAAAAAAGAGAAUUAUAUGAUAAAUAUGGAAAAGAAGGGCUACUUUCACAAAACAGGGKCUCAGACGACGGAUUUAGUGCGAGUGGAGUUCAUGUUCAUGUUUUCCGUUCACCAGACGAAAUAUUCCGCGAAUUCUUUGGUGCCUUCGAUCCAUUCGAAGAUUUUUUCGCGUCUGCUAUGUUUUCCGAGUCACCCUUUGAAACAGAACCACAGCGAAGACGAAGGAGGCAAAAUAGGGGGUCUUCAAGACGUAGAAACCAACAUCAGUUCUUUAUGGACGAUUUUGAAGAACCUGAAAUAACGUUUAUUGACGUGGAUAAUGAUUUCGGUACUGGCGUUCAUCACCACCACCACCAUCAUCACCAUACAAGGCCGUCUAGAAGACACAGACUUCGACAAUUCCAUCGCCCUUCGAUGGUGGAUCCAUUCUUUGAACAGUUUCCAUUCGGGUCACAAAUGAUGUUUAGAGACCCUUUCAUUCAAAUGGAGAUGCAAAUGCAAGAAAUGAAUAACAUGAUGUCACAAAUGUUUGGUCGAUUUUAAAUUGUAUUUGAUAUAAUCCACUACUUCUACCAUUAUUUAUUACAAGCUGUAACAAUCAAAUUUUCUUAUGGAGAAAUAUUUGAGAGCUAUUUUUGUAGAGUUGUUGCCCUUUAAGAUGUUUAGCACUGCAGUCGUCCAAACAGUUUUAACUAAAGGGAUUUGGAACAUUUCUUUAGAAUUAAAAAUGGGAUUUGAAAAAAGGAGAAAAUUAUWAACAAAAGUUAGAGAUAUUCCCUUACAUAUAUGUGUUUUCAAUUGUAAUUUUAUUAUUUAAACAAUGCGUGAUUUUGAAAAUCAUUGGAAUAGUUAAGUAUAUUGAGAUAAAUAAAUAUUGCUAAAUCUUC